Messenger RNA from Cryptosporidium muris RN66, 756 nucleotides. RefSeq lists its product as uncharacterized. The transcript is spliced from 3 exons. Bases 1 to 756 code for a protein of 251 amino acids. Lineage: Eukaryota; Apicomplexa; Conoidasida; Eucoccidiorida; Cryptosporidiidae. The record is from RefSeq and is a predicted model, not a curated record.
AUGAAUGUAAAGAGUACUUCUAUAUUUCUUAUUAUUUUAACUAUAAUACUAUCAACUCCUAUUUACUCAAUUCGAUUAAGAUAUCAUAGUAGUGGAAUAAUUGGUGGUAAUCUUGUUCCAAGGCCAUUUGGCUCAAAUAGUGGCUCGUUUAAACAUGUUGAACUGAAGAAAAAAAACGGCAAUGGUGAUAGUAAUAAUAGUGAUAAAAGUAAAAGUAAAGAGAAAGGUGAGUUAGAAGGAAGUGAUAAUCAAAGUAAUAGUAAAUUGAAUGUUAAACACCUUUCAGAAGAUAAUGAAGAGAAUAAGGACUCACAAAAAGACAAAGAAGGUGGACCACAUCAAAGAAGAGUACAUAGACUUCUACUAACUGGAGGUAAUUCAGGUGCAAAGUCACCACCACCACCAUCAUCGUUACCACUACCUCCACCACCAUCACCAUCACCACCAUCACCAUCACCACCAUCACCAUCACCAUCACCAUCACCAUCACCACCAUCACCAUCACCAUCACCGCCACCACCAUCACCACCAUCACCACCAUCACNNNNACCACCAAAAAUACCACCACGACAACCAUUACCACCACCACCAAAAAUACCACCACGACAACCAUUACCACCACCACCAAAAAUACCACCACGACAACCAUUACCACAAUCACGAUUUCCUAGACUAUAUAGUCUAGGUAAUAGUUCAAGUUCAGCUAGAAGAGAUCCUGCAGGGGAUGAAGUUUAUUUAAGUUAUUAUAGAAGAUAA